This is a messenger RNA of Vigna radiata var. radiata (mung bean), 1527 nucleotides long. RefSeq lists its product as uncharacterized. Gene Ontology annotation, biological process: proteolysis. Gene Ontology annotation, molecular function: zinc ion binding; aspartic-type endopeptidase activity; nucleic acid binding. The transcript is spliced from 2 exons. NCBI's taxonomy places the organism in Eukaryota, Viridiplantae, Streptophyta, Magnoliopsida, Fabales, Fabaceae. The record is from RefSeq and is a predicted model, not a curated record. Bases 1 to 1527 code for a protein of 508 amino acids.
AUGUCAAGCCCAAGAAGAACACCUACCCCUACCGGAGCUACUGCUGAUUUCGCGCGGGCUUUUCAGCAGAUAGCAGAUGUGUUACAGGGACAACAGGCGCAACUGGCGCAGCUGACGCAACAAGGGCCACAAAAUGUCCAAACAAACACGCACCGGGUAGGUAUGAAUGACUUCCUGCGCCACAACCCUGUCAAGUUUAAUGGAAAGACUACUCCAGAUGAGGCUGAUGACUGGAUUUGCAACCUCGAGAAAAUCUUUGAAGCAAUAGAAUGCACAGAGGGUCAGAAGUUGGUCUUCUCCACUUAUAUGCUAGCAGGUGAGGCAGAGUAUUGGUGGCGUGGAAUGCGAACAGCAAUGGAGGCUCGAGGAGAAGUGGCCACUUGGGGAGAUUUUAGAAAUAGAUUCUUGGAGAGGUACUUUCCAGCCAGUGCCAAGCAGGAGCGGGAGAGACAAUUUCUAGAAUUACGACAAGGAAGUAUGUCAGUGCAAGAAUACAAGUUGAGAUUCGAGUAUCUGGCUCGAUUCUAUACACAGGGUCUGACUGAGGCAUGGAAGUGCAGGAGGUUCGAGCAAGGAUUUCGCCAUCCGAUAAUGAAAGCACUUAUUCACCUCAAAAUUAAUGAUUUCCCAGAGUUGGUAGAGCAAGCCUUGGUGGCAGAGCGAAUGGAGGAGAGUCAGCAUCGUGUGGUGAGACCUCAGAAGGCUAGUUUCUCUGGAGGUAGGAAUCAGAAGAAACCGUAUGCUAGACCACAGCAGAGAGGCUUUGGAGGCUUGAAAUGCUACGAGUGUGGAGGUCCCCAUAUUAGGAGAAAUUGUCCAAGACUGACAGUUCACAAGCCUGAAGAGAGGAAAUGUUUCUCCUGCCAUAAGCCAGGACACUUUGCAUCUUCAUGCCCUGAUAGGAAGAUACCAGGAGGAGCAACACAGACACAGAAGUUUUCUGGAGAGAAACCGAAGGCAGCAGGACGAGUCUUUGCUAUGACGGGGGCUGAAGCGUCUCAGUCAGGUAACUUGAUUCAAGACACUUGUUUCUUGAAUGGUAGAUGUGUUCAUGUUCUUUUUGACUCGGGUGCAACACACUCGUUUAUAUCCUUUGCUUGUUUGGGGAAACUUGAAUUACCUGUGUAUGAUUUGGGGAGCGAGUUGGUGGUUUCUACACCAACAUCGGGGCAAGUCUUAACAAGUUCAGUCUGUAUUGGGUGUUCGUUAGAAGUGGCGGGACGCAAAUUCAAGGUUAACUUGGUGUGUCUACCGCUGGAAGGCUUAGAUGUAAUUUUGGGGAUGGAUUGGUUGACGACCAAUGGUGUUCUCAUUGAUUGCGGUCAACAGAAGGUUAUUUUCCCAACAGAAGAACAGGUGCAAAUGAUUACCUCUCGAGAAGUUUUGCAAGAUAUCAAAGAAGGAGCAGUCUGUUUUGUGGUGAUAGCAACGGAGAAGAAAAAGAGUACAGAAGAGCAAAUUGUGGAUAUCCCAGUAGUGGAGGAGUAUGCUGAUGUGAGCUGGACCAAUUUCUAUGGCUCCUUAUAG